Caenorhabditis angaria is the source of this 726-nucleotide messenger RNA. NCBI's taxonomy places the organism in Eukaryota, Metazoa, Nematoda, Chromadorea, Rhabditida, Rhabditidae. The record is from the annotation of a GenBank genome assembly.
AUGUUCUUCCUAUAUUAUUUCGUAACUCUUAUCGUUUAUUCACAAGCAAUCUACGAUAUUAAUUUUUGUCGAGAUUUUCUGAAUUAUAAAAAUGACCAAGAUAUUUGGGAUCGCUAUCAUGAUGAGUUUCAUUUGAUGUUUUGUAAUGGAACUAUAAUGCGACUACGGUCUGAACAAUAUCUCGAUCAUUUUAAACAACUUCGAAAAUAUUUUCAAGAAGCAACAAAUGUUAGUUGUCGAGAUUUGAAUAAAGAAAAAACAACUUUUUCAUUGGAAAAAAAUGAUACUGGAAAAAACUGGAUGAGACUUGAUUUUUGGAAAAUCGGAGAGCAUUGGAAGUUGGUCAAUGAAAUACAACGAUGUCCAGAUGAAAAAUUCUCGUUAAAAAUAAUCGAGGAAGCAGAAGCUCAAAAAAUUUUAACCAAAGUUAUAACUUGUUAUAGUGAUAGAAGUAUCAGUUUGGAAUCAUCUAGAAAAUGUUUGCAUGAUCCGAUAGGUUUCAAACAGUGCAAACAUCAUGAUAUGAAAUAUUUAACAUUGGAUUCUUUUGUUGGACCAGCUGAUAAUCGAGAAAAAUUUGUUGCAAUUGUUUCUGAUAUUCGAGUUAACAAUCUGCUGAAGUAUAUGAUGUACCAUGUUCAGCUCAGGACAAAUUCAGAGUUGGACCAUAAAACAAUUUUCAAAAAUGAAACAUGGUUAGUCGAAGAAGUUUAUGAAAUUUGUUAA